This is a messenger RNA of Oryctolagus cuniculus (rabbit), 3410 nucleotides long. The record is from RefSeq and is a predicted model, not a curated record. Lineage: Eukaryota; Metazoa; Chordata; Mammalia; Lagomorpha; Leporidae.
CGGGCAGGAAUGUUCUAGCAGCCGCCGGCAUCACAGCCCCAGAGGACACACAGAGACACCGAGCAAGCUGUGGGCACACACCAGGGGGCAGCUCUCCCUCCAGUGUGUGCGAGAACAGAAGCCAGGAGGAAAGGAGGUGGUAGAGCCCCCUCAUCUGCUUCUGAGAGCCACAGUUAAGCCCCUGCCUGCGAUGCCGGCAUCCCACAGGGCCACUGGUUCGAGUCCCGGCUGCUCCACUUCCAGUCCAGCUCCCUGCACCUGGGAAAGCAGUGGAAGAUGACCCAGGUGCUUGGGCCCCUGCACCUGUAGAGGAGACCUGGAUGUCCUGGCUUCGGACUGACCCAGCCCCGGCUGGGUUGGGGGCAUUUGGGGAGUGAACCAGUGAGUGGAAGAAAGAUCUCUCUCUGUCUCUCUAACUCUGCAAUAAAUAACAGCCCGUCUGAUGAGCGAUGAACGGGCAGGUGCCGUAUGCGGCGUGGAGACGCUUGACACAGUCUGGGUGCACAUCCAGGGCCUGGGCGGAGAGGCCGGCGCCGGGUUUCACCACACUGCUCGGAAUGGCACACCAUUGAGGCUCUCCUUCUAGAAUUGGUCUGGAACUUUCUAGAAUUUUUCAGUGCAUGCUUGACAUUGAGUGACAGCAAUCAAGGAAGACCACUGUAUACUUCCACUCCUGUGAAGAUGGACGCAUGCACCGGCAGCAGUGACCCCUACUGCAUCGUGAAGGUGGACAGCGAAGCCAUCAUCAGGACAGCCACUGUGUGGAAGACCCUGUGCCCCUUCUGGGGUGAGGAGUAUCAGGUGCACCUGCCGCCCACCUUCCACACCGUGGCCUUCUACGUGAUGGAUGAGGACGCCCUCAGCCAAGAUGACGUAAUCGGCAAGGUGUGCUUCACGCGGGACACCCUGGCCUCCCACCCUAAGGGUUUCAGUGGCUGGGCCCACCUGACGGAGGUGGACCCCAACGAGGAGGUGCAGGGCGAGAUCCACCUGCGGCUGGAGGUGGUGCCGGGGCCCCGGGCCCCCCGGCUGCGGUGCUCUGUGCUGGAGGCCAGGGGCCUUGCCCCCAAGGACAGGAAUGGUGCAUCUGACCCCUUUGUCCGUGUGCGCUACAAUGGCCGGACACAGGAGACCUCGAUCGUGAAGAAGUCGUGCUACCCCCGCUGGAACGAGACCUUCGAGUUUGAACUUGAGGAGGGGGCGGCUGAGACGCUGUGCGUGGAGGCCUGGGACUGGGACCUGGUCAGCCGGAACGACUUCUUGGGCAAAGUGGUGGUCAGCGUGCAGAGGCUGUGGGCAGCCCGGCUGGAGGAGGGCUGGUUCCGCCUGCAGCCCGACCAGGCCAAGCGGCGGCGGCAUGAGGGCAACCUGGGCUCCUUGCAGUUGGAGGUGCGGCUGCGGGACGAGACGGUGCUGCCCUCUAGCUGCUACCAGCCUCUGGUGCAGCUGCUGUGCCAGGAGGUGACGCUGGGUGCCCAGGGCCCCGGGCAGCUGAUCCCCAUCAUCGAGGAGACGACGACCACCGAGUGCCGCCAGGACGUGGCCACCAACCUGCUCAAGCUCUUCCUGGGGCAGGGGCUGGCCAAGGACUUCCUGGACCUGCUGUUCCAGCUGGAGCUGGGCCGCACCAGCGAGGCCAACACCCUGUUUCGAAGCAACUCUCUGGCCUCCAAGUCCAUGGAGUCCUUUCUGAAGGUGGCGGGGAUGCGGUAUCUGCACGGCGUGCUGGGCCCCGUCCUUGACAGGGUGUUUGAAGAGAAGAAGUACGUGGAGCUGGACCCCAGCAGGGUGGAAGUUAGAGACGUAGGGUGCUCCGGGCUGCACCGGGCGCAGACGGAAGCCGAGGUGCUGGAGCAGAGUGCGCAGACGCUGCGUGCCCACCUGGGGGCGCUGCUGAGCGCGAUCUGUCGCUCGGUCCGCGCGUGCCCCGCCGUGGUCCGCGCCACCUUCCGCCAGCUCUUCCUGCGCGUGCGCGAGCGCUUCCCCGGCGCCCAGCACGAGAACGCGCCGUUCGUCGCCGUCACCAGCUUCCUGUGCCUGCGCUUCUUCUCUCCGGCCAUCAUGGCCCCCAAGCUCUUCCACCUGCGGGAGCGGCACGCGGACGCCCGCACCAGCCGCACCCUGCUCCUGCUGGCCAAGGCCGUUCAGAACGUGGGCAACAUGGACACGCUGGCGUCCAGGGCCAAGGAGGCGUGGAUGGAGCCUCUGCAGCCCACGGUGCGCCAGGGCGCGGCGCAGCUCAAGGAGUUCAUCACCAGGCUGGUGGACCUCGAGGAGGAGGAGGAGCUGGACCUGCAGCGGUCUCUCAGCCUGCCAGCGCCGCCCGUGAAGGAGGGGCCACUCUUCAUCCACAGGGCCAAGGGCAAGGGCCCUCUGGGCUCCUGCUUCAAGAAGCUCUACUUCUCCCUCACCACCGAGGCCCUCAGUUUCGCCAAGACGCCCGGCUCCAAGAAGAGUGCCCUUAUCAAGCUGGCCAACAUCCAGGCGGCCGAGAAGGUGGAGGAGAAGAGCUUCGGCAGCUCCCACGUCAUGCAGGUCAUCUACACGGACGACGCGGGCCGGCCCCAGACCGCCUACCUGCAGUGCAAGUGUGUGAAUGAGCUGAACCAGUGGCUGUCGGCGCUGCGGAAAGUGAGCUUCAACAACCCGGGCCUGCUGGGCUCCUACCACCCCGGUGUCUUCCGCGGGGACAAGUGGAGCUGUUGCCACCAGCGGGACAAGUCAGACGGGGGCUGCGACAGGACGCGGUCGCGGGUGACCCUGCAGGAGUGGAGUGACCCGCUGGACCACGACCUGGAGGCUCAGCUCAUCUACCGGCACCUGCUGGGCGUGGAGCCUGCGCUACGGGAGAAGUGUCGGGAGCUGACUUGCCCUGGGGAAGCCCCUGAGGGCUCCCUGGCCCGGCUGCUGCGGAUCCUGCAGGACCUGCGCGAGGCCCACGGCGCCCUCCCAGCCAGCACCCUGCCCGCCGAGCCCAGCCGCCUGCUGGCAGUGCAGACCUGAGGCCUGCCCCGCCGUACUGCCUGGUGCCGUGUUCUCGGGCCCUCCGCCUGGUCCCUGGCAUGCAGGAGCCAGGGACGAGAAGCCCUGGAAGUCGGGAGCCGGCGGGGCUUUGCGCAGCAUGGCCGACCUCACGGCUCCGGGGGUCUGGGUCUUUGCCGCCCCGGGCCAGGCUCUCCAGGGACACCCCUCCCCCUGCCUUGCCAAGGGCAAGUCCAGCCCAAAGCCACCGUUGGAGGGUCCCCACCCCACCCCUGCCCAGGUGGGCUGCUCUCCCAGACCCCGGAGACCAGGCCUCCAUCUGAGUGCCCCCUGGUUCCCAGCCCCCAGCCCCAUGCUCCCCUCACUGCCUGGCCCUGUGCUGAGGGUCGCAGUGUUCUGUUGCCGACAAUAAACCUGCCGUGACAGCC